AGGGACCGCAGCGCCCCGCGCUCGUGGAGCAGGGUCCUACCUGGGCAGCUUUGUCGGUGAAUGCUAGGAACGCUGGGACUUUGAUCGUGCGAUCAGCAGCUCUCCACCUGCUCAUGAUGGCUGCGAACAAGAGUAAAGGCCAGAGCUCCUUGGCCCUGCACAAGGUGAUCAUGGUUGGCAGCGGAGGGGUCGGCAAGUCGGCGCUGACGCUUCAGUUCAUGUAUGAUGAGUUUGUAGAAGACUAUGAGCCUACCAAAGCUGACAGUUACAGGAAGAAAGUGGUUCUGGAUGGAGAGGAAGUCCAGAUCGACAUUCUGGACACGGCCGGCCAAGAAGACUACGCCGCCAUUCGCGACAACUACUUCCGGAGUGGGGAGGGCUUCCUGCUGGUGUUCUCCAUCACCGAACAGGAGUCCUUCACGGCCACGGUGGAAUUCAGGGAACAGAUCCUCCGUGUGAAGUCUGAGGAAGACAAGAUCCCGCUGCUGGUGGUGGGAAACAAGUCCGAUUUGGAGGAGCGGAGGCAGGUGCCGGUGGAGGAGGCCAGGAGUAAGGCGGAGGAGUGGGGCGUGCCGUACGUGGAGACCUCGGCUAAGACACGGGCCAAUGUGGACAAGGUGUUCUUUGACCUCAUGAGAGAGGUCAGAGCCAAGAAGAUGUCAGAAAACAAAGACAAGAACGGCAAGAAAAGCAGCAAGAGCAAGAAAAGUUUCAAGGAAAGGUGUUGCUUGCUGUGAGUGUGUGCUGGUGGUCGCAGGCAGUCGUCACUCAGGACUUGGGACCUGGUCCACUAACACAGCGUGCGGCUGACAUCCUGCGUCAUGCUUCCUCUCUGCUUGGCCCACUCACGCAUGCUCCUGUAAACAGCGGAUGGGCGUGAGGCAGUGGCUGGCCGGAGAAACGCCCCAGGUCUCUCUGCUCUGCAGUGGCUGCCAGGCCAGCAGGUUGUGUGAGGAGUCCUCUCCCUCCUCCCUACACCCCCACCCCCCUUUCCUAACCUGUAGCGUUGUAGGUGGGAGUGAGUGAAGCAAUUAAUGGAAGAAUACAGUCAUAGCAUCUUUUCUUUAGGUUUUGUUAAAAAAAAAAUUUAAAGAUUCUCAUCUUUUGUUUUGAAAUAAAGAUGCCUUAAUAAGUUUUUGAAAGGAGGGGGACGAGGUAAGACUGCUACACCCCUUAUCUACAAGAAAGAAAGGAAAUCCGCUCAGCUCUAUUGGUGCUGGAAAAAACAGGGAAGUUUUGGAUCCGUUCCCUAGUGUUGCUCGGUGCAUCUGACACGCAUCUGGGAAACGAGCUCACAUCGGACUGUGCAGGUCAGUGCCAAGCUCUUCGAUCCUGUGUGUGUCUGUGAAAAGUGAAAAUGGCCCGUUGUGGCCUUCAGUACCAAACGGUUAGAAUCAACGUGGGUUGUUUUGCUCCAGCAACACCUGACCUGUGGGUCUACUUGAGUGAAGACUCAUGAGUUGUACAUUUCACAGAUGACCCCAUUUUCUAAUCAGGUUUUUGUUCCCAUUUUGGCUAAGUCCUCGCCUCCUUGCAAUCACGUGGUCCUGCCUUGCCUCCUUCCCUACAACCCGGAAGCCUUCUUCCCUCCAGCUGCUCCUGGCAGUGGCUGAGGGAGCCACUGCUUCCAUCUCCUCAGGCACCCCAGGGAUCCUGCUGAAUGGUGCAGCCCGCUAAAGCUCUGUUCCCACACCACGGAGCCAGAGCCUGGGCUGGGCACUCUGCUACCUCCCAGGGUGAUCGCUGGGUAACUGCAAAUGUGGAGCCAGGAGCAGCAGGGACAGACAGGAGAAACCUGGGGGUCUCCUGGCUUGGAGGGUUGGCCAUACUUAGGGAAGUGGGUGGGCAGAUACUCUACGGCCGAGGGAUUUCUCCAUCUUCCAUCUCGUGGGAAGGAGUAUCGAGGAAAAGCCUGCUGUGCACAGGUCUUCUCCCUCUCCCCCCUCUUUUUUCAAAAGAGACAUUUUAUGCAAGGUGCCAAAAGGGAAUGGGGGUGGGGAGGACGGGACCCUUCCACAUCUUACAGUGCUCACUGAGACUAUCCGCAUUCUGAUCCUCCUGGAGAGCAAUCUUGUCAUCUCCCAAAGAAUCAUGGACCUUUUUAUUUUUGUUGUUGUUGAAUAAAAAGCAAACCAACGUACUGUCA
Molecule: messenger RNA, 2146 nt
Organism: Ochotona princeps (American pika)
Lineage: Eukaryota; Metazoa; Chordata; Mammalia; Lagomorpha; Ochotonidae
Gene: RALB
Product: RAS like proto-oncogene B
Exons: 5
Coding region: 114-737 (207 amino acids)
Biological process (GO): Ras protein signal transduction
Cellular component (GO): plasma membrane
Molecular function (GO): GTP binding; GTPase activity; GDP binding
Source: RefSeq, a predicted model, not a curated record